Molecule: messenger RNA, 2021 nt
Organism: Drosophila subobscura
Lineage: Eukaryota; Metazoa; Arthropoda; Insecta; Diptera; Drosophilidae
Product: serine/arginine repetitive matrix protein 2
Exons: 1
Coding region: 31-1920 (629 amino acids)
Source: RefSeq, a predicted model, not a curated record
UACACAAAUUUACACACAAAUGUUCCGAAAAUGAAGAAAAAUUGUGCAAAACAUUUGGUGAAGUCCAAGAAAAUGCCCAUCCAUUCACUCUCGGAUAAACGGCAUCGACCGACAGAACAGAAAGUUUUGGCAAAAGUAGAAAAUGAAUACUCAGAGCAGGACCUGUGCAUGGCCGGUGCGCCGCUGCCCAUGGAGAAGGCUGUGUGGAGCUCACCGCAAAUCGGCGGCACGGGCGGUGCCCUCAAGGCACUGGCCAAGAAUGUGGCCAACCAUCUGGAGCAGCUGAAUCGAGCGACCCUGAAGCGCGUGGUGGCCCAGGUGAUUGCCGAGCGACACGGCCUGGGUGAGGUAUCCGACUUCAACGGACACAUGUACUUUGCCCGGCCGGAUCACAUCAAUUUCGCCGAGCUCAUUGCCCAGUCCAAGGAGGCCUUUGACGAUCUGUUGCAGCACAAGUCCACCACGGAGAGACCCCAGAAGCCGAAUCCUAAGACGAAGAUGCUGCAGCAGCACAGACCCACAGGCGGCCAGGCAACUGCUGCGGCUGUCUCGGCUAAAGGAACGAUUCCCUCGAAGAAGCAGCCUGCCCGCACGAUGGGCGUCUCCCGGCUGAAGCGAUGCGAGAGCCCCACGACCAUCUUUCAGUUGGACGAUGAGGGUGGUCGCAGCCUGAACGGAGUCAUCAUCGAUGAUUCCCAUUUGCCGCUGGACCGCAAGGACAUCCUCCUGCAGGUCUCCAAGCGUCCCCCCAAGAAACACCGCGCCCUCAAGGGGAUACUUGUGGCACAGCCUCAGGCUCAGGCUAAGCCUCAGCCGCAGUCCCCGCCUAAAGUCAAAGCCAAGUCCAAGACGCCACCCAAAUGGAGGAACUCGUUGCAGCGAAUCAACAGCCACAGCGCGACCACAGCAGCAGCACCUGCGAAGGUGUCAUUGAAGUGCCAGCUGCCAGUCGGAGCCUCCCAUCAUCCGCCUUCGGUGUCCGCAGCCCGAGGGCGCAACAAGCAAAAUGCCGAAGCUGUGGCGCCGCCCAAGCAGCCAUCGAAGAAGGUCAAAGCCAUGUCAAAGGUCGGCUCGAAGAUGCCGCUGCUGCAGCGCAGCUACGCGAAGCCCUGGCUGGUGCAGCACAGCACCACGAGGCGUGCAGAUCGCAUGGCCGGUGGCCUUGUGGUGGAGAAGAAGACGCCGCCGGAGACCAAAGGGGAGAUGGCCAUCCACGGCCAGAGCAAGAUCGACUCGCAUGUGGCCCAGCAGAUCCGAAGUGUCGCCUUCCCCUGGUACACGCCGUUUCAGUUCCAGGGCGGGGCCGGCGCCACCGCCAGCCAACCGACUGCAAAGAGCCCCUCCAGGGGCGCCUCCAAGGGAUCGCCCAACCGCAAGCCCCCGUCCGAGCGCAGUCGCAGCUCCCUGCACAAGUCAAUGGCCAGGAAGAAGUCGCCCCAGAGCAAGGCCAGGGUCCACUUCAAUGUUGGGCCGAAGAACAAGCAGAAGCCGCCGGCUGUCAUCGCUCCAGCAACGCCCAAGGCCAAGUCCCUGAACACACGGCAGGUCCGCAACAAUCGCCUGCAGGCGCGCCUAAACCGUGAUCUGAAGCGCGAGGAGGCCAUCGAUGAGCCGGAGCGCCUCAAGUCCGGUGGCCAGCGUGGUCGCCGUGCCAAACAGCAGCAGAAGCCAGGGCAGGCGACUUCCCGAAAGUCUCGACCGAGCUCCAAGUCGUCCCCACACAUUCGUCGCCGUCGUUCGCGGCUGGUGAGCGUGGACAGCAGCCUGGGCAGCUUUGCCUGCCUGCGACCCAGUCCCACAUCCAAGCAGAACUCCAAGACGACGCUCACACCGGCCAAGCGCCACCUGACCAUUGCCUUCUUCAACAAGCGCCAGGAGGAGCGCGGCCAGCGCCAGGCAUCCACACAGCCCUGGAAGUAGGCGCUCAUUUAUGGCUUAUUUCAUGCCAAAAACCUUUCGGCUCAGCUCAGCUCGCAUUUCGUUUUUGGAGCUACAUAAAUUUGCAAGUAUUGAUGAGUUUA